UCCCACUCCCCUGUCAGGAGUUUGCAUCGAUGCUGCAAGAGGGAGUGAGCGAGAGUCGGAGUCCGAGGGAGAGCAGAGUGUUGAGGCUGCUACACUCAGAACACCACAGGGCAACUGCUGCCUGUCUGGAAACUAUUCACCAUCACCCCUCCUCCUUCACCAUUUUCUCUGAAACUCCGGGUUUUGUUCCUCUCUCUGGGUAACUGUUGUGCUGUUUUGUUUCUUCCCGUCCUUUACAGUAGUCUGACUCGUCAGAGGCGAAGGAGUUUUUAGUCUCUUUGGUUUGUCCAGAGCGGCUGUAGUCUACUGUCCUGAACAUUUCAGCGUCUCUGCUGAGCAGAGGAUAGACUAAGCUUUUUUUUCUCCCCCUCUGAGCGGAUUUGGAGUGUGMGAGAGAGGGAGGGGAGUGUGCGAGCGUGCGUGUCAGCGAGAGACAGCGUGGGGAAAGGAUGGCUGCCUGCCUCUGAGCUGCGUCUGCGCUCACGGGUUAACUCACGUCAAUAAGGAACAAGAGACAAGCGAGGAGAGAACUUUUUGGAAAGAAGGAAAUUGCUUUGCUUUCUUCAAGGUUUAAGAAAGGGAUUUGAACAAUGCCUGCUGAAGUGAAACAGGAGCAGAGCCCCAGUAACCAGACGUCUCUGGCCAUGAUGCAGGAGCCCCAGGAGAUGGUGGAGGAGACGGUCACCAUUGAGGAGGACCCUGGCACACCCACCUCCCACGUGUCUGUGGUCACCUCCGACGACGGCACCACGCGACGCACAGAAACCAAGGUGACCAAGGUGAUCAAAACCAUCACCCGCCACACUUACCUGCCAGUGACCAUCAUCGAGACCCUGGUGGUGCCGGAAGGUUCCAUCUCACCGCAGUCCAAACCCAGCACCCCAGUGCCCACCUCUUCUCCCACCCCAUCACAGACAGACAGAGUGACGAAGAUGGUGAAGACGGUGACCACGCGGACGGUUCGACAGGUGCCCCUGGGCCCCGACGGCCUGCCCCUGCCUGAGGGCUCGUCCCCGCUGGGCAGCUACACAGACUCCAUCGACCGGCGCUARCUGAAGAACGGCGAGCGCUACAUCACCACGCCGCAGGCCACCUCCACGCUCACUCGCUCCUACAACAACUACAACGACUCCUACACCGACACGCUCCCCCCCGAUGCCGGCGGGAGCCAGUAUGGUGGGCGUCACUAUGGCCUCCACGACGGCUACGGGAUUGGAGACGUGACAGACAACUACGGCAGCCUGUCGCGUGGCGUCAACUUCCGGCCGCCCCGCUAUCCCUACGCCAUGGCUAACAGCUACCGGACGGAGAACAGCUACGGGACCUUACCCAUUCGGAAGGAUGACUACGGCCACGUGGCCCAGCCUCAGGUGCCCAUGGGCAGCAGCAGUGUGGACCUGAACCGGUCACAGCCAGAACGCUUCCAGCCAGAGCCCUACGGACUGGAGGACGACCGCCGCAGCCUGGGCCCUGAGGAGGAGGAGCCCUAUGACCUGGACCCUGACUACUCCACCGCCYGCCGGCGCCAAGGCACGCUGCCUGGCACCAACCGCGGCAGGACCGUGAGAGAGCCGCUCCGCGACGGGCCACGUGUCAGGGGGUACGAGGACCCCAUCGAGGCAGAGCUGGUUGACGAGCGACACCCCUACAUCCAUGGCAUGUACGCGGCCCCCCUGGCCCAGCCCGAGAGGGGGAGCAUGGCCAGCCUGGACCGCCUGGCUGGCCGCCGCUCGCCCUCCAUAGACAGCAUCCGCAAGGACCCGCGCUGGCGUGACCCCGACCUGCAAGAGGUCAUCGCCAUGCUGGGCCACCCUAUCGACCCGGUCAAGUCCAACGCCGCCGCCUACCUGCAGCACCUGUGCUACGAGAACGACAAGAUCAAGAAGGAUGUGCGCCAGCUGAAGGGGAUCCCUGUGCUGGCAGGGUUGCUGGACCACCCCAAGGCUGAGGUCCACCGCAAGGCCUGUGGAGCCCUGAGGAACAUCUCCUACGGCAAGGACCACGACAACAAGGUGGCCAUCAAGAACUGCGAUGGUAUCCCAGGCCUCAUCCGCCUGCUGAGGAAGACCAACGACAUGGAGGUCCGUGAGCUCAUCACAGGGACCCUGUGGAACCUGUCUUCCUAUGAGCCUCUGAAGAUGGUGAUUAUAAACCACGGGCUUCAGACUAUGACCAACGAGGUCAUCAUCCCCCACUCAGGCUGGGAGCACGAGCCCAACGAGGAUUCCAAGCCCCGUGARGCAGAGUGGACCACCGUCUUCAAGAACACCUCUGGUUGUCUGAGGAACGUGAGUUCGGACGGGGCCGAGGCGAGGCGCAGGCUGAGGGAGUGCGAGGGGCUGGUGGACGCUCUGCUCCACGCCCUGCAGUCAGCUGUGGGGAAGAAAGACAUGGACAACAAGUCUGUGGAGAACUGUGUGUGUAUCAUGAGGAACCUGUCCUACCACGUUCACAAGGAGAUCCCAGGGGCUGAGAAGUUCACAGACCCAUCAGUGCUGCAGGCCCCGGGCUCUGUGGGCCCUCAGAGGAAGAAGAAGGACGACGCAGGCUGCUUCGGAGGGAAGAAGGCCAAAGAGGAGUGGUUUAAUCAAGGCAGGAAAAACGGAGAGAAUGCCAAAAGCUACGACACGCUGGAUCUCCCCAAACGCACUGAACCCACAAAAGGUUUUGAGCUGCUGUACCAGCCAGAGGUAGUGAGYCUGUACCUGUCUCUGCUCACUGAGAGCCAGAACUACAACACUCUGGAGGCUGCAGCAGGGGCCCUGCAGAACCUCAGUGCCGGACAGUGGACCUGGUCCAACUACAUACGAGCCACUGUGAGGAAGGAGAAGGGUCUUCCCAUCCUGGUGGAGCUGCUGCGUUCUGAUGCUGACAAGGUGGUCCGAGCCGUGGCCAUCGCCCUGCGUAACCUCUCCAUCGACCGCCGCAACAAAGACCUGAUCGGGAGCUAUGCCAUGAGGGACCUGGUGAGUAACCUGCCCAGUGGUCAGCAGCGGCCAGCCAAGAACCUGGAGGAAGAUACAGUGGUGGCCAUCCUCAACACCAUCCACGAGAUUGUGACGGACAGCUCCGAGAACGCACGCUCCCUCAUCCAGGCCCAGGCCAUCGAGAAACUGGUGGCCAUCAACAAGACAAGCCAAUCACCACGUGAGAACAAGGCUGCCUCCCACGUGCUGCAGACGGUGUGGAGCUACAAGGACCUGAGGAACGCCCUGACCAAGGAAGGAUGGAAUAAGAGCCACUUCCAGCUUACAGCGAGCGGCGCCCCUAAAGCAGCCAAGAACGGCAAGCCAGGCUACGACGACACUACCCUGCCCCUGAUGGAGAAGAACCAAGGUCAGUCUGUGACGGCAGGCGAGACUGGGGAUCCUCCGGGCCUGGCCUACUGUGGUGAACUGAGCACCAAGAAAAAUGGAAGUGGUGAUAUGAUACCUAUGGACGAGCUUGGUCCAGAUGGCUACUCCACCAUCGACCAGAGAGACAAGGACUGCAAGUACAAGAGCGGUGGAGACGGGUCAGUGGACCUGACAGAACGGGAGCCAUUGAAGAAUGACACAAAUACGAAACACUAUGUCAGGAGUAACAGGCCUGCAGUCAAUCUGGUGGAUGCUUGUGACGUUAAACCUCAGCCUGUUGACUCCUGGGUCUAAAUGCAUGCAUGGCUUAAAUAACAACAGCGCAACAUCUCAACUAGAUGAGGAUCUCCCAUGUCAUCACUGUCAUAACACAUGGAGUUUAUUUUGAUGUUGACUCGCCAGCAGAUAGACUUUGUAAAUGAAAGAGAGAGAGAAACAAAACAACAAAAGUGAUCAUCCAUCAGCCAAUGUUUCAUGCUUUUUGAAUCAGCAAAUGAAAUGUAUAGAACAGAAAAUAAAAAAUGACUACUUCUACUACUACUCGUAUCUACAUUCCCACUGGAUGGACAAACAUAGUAUACACGAACAUGAGGACUGACUGGAGCAGCUCUGGUGUCAGGAUGGAAGAAUGGAGCCAGUUAUCCUCCUAGAGAUACAAGUGAUCUAAAGCUCUAUCUUUAUGGUUACUCUAAGGAUGGCUGCUGGUGGUGUGAGGCAGGAGAGAACGUUAUGUUUGUUGAUUCUACUGCUUGCAAAGGUGGAGGGAAAGGGGAAAGAGAAAAUUAACUAUUUAAUUUUCAUGUCAAAAUGAAGUUUGCUUCCAAUUGUUUAUUUCCAUGUAACAAUUUAGCUUUUUGUUUCCAUUUUAUUUUUGUUUGUCUUUCCUCGAGGCACUGUAAAUUGUAUUUGUUUGUAAUAUUGUUUUUCUUUUGCUGGUCUGUCUUUUUCAUUUUAGUUUGAAGAAGUGUGGACUGGUGUGGUAGAUGGCAGAUGAAUGUUGGUGUGGUUUUAAGUUGGGGACUUGAUGCUUGAGCGUCGCUUAAAGGAGCUGUAGCAGACUCCACAGAUACGCUUUUCACACGCGAAGGCUCUCAAACACAUUUGGCAUACAAUGGUUCACUGUGUUUCUUUAAGUGCACUGGGAUCAUUGCUGUGCAACGCAUAGGGGACUGACUGGGUGCUGAUUCAGUUCAUAAACCCACAAGAAUUUCACACACCUGCAAGUGUUGAUUGGAGUUAGGGAAGUGAAAUUACAUGUACAUUUGGUUGGGUUACUUAUAGCUGUUGAGUAAAACAAAAUGAAAAUAUAUUUUCUGAAUCGAUAGUCGUGGUUGUUUGCUGAAGGUAUAUGAUUUACUCGGUUGGUUGCUAUUUGCCAUUGAUGUGUAAUAAAGUUGAAUAGGAUAUAA
Messenger RNA from Salvelinus sp. IW2-2015, 4765 nucleotides. The record is from RefSeq and is a predicted model, not a curated record. NCBI's taxonomy places the organism in Eukaryota, Metazoa, Chordata, Actinopteri, Salmoniformes, Salmonidae.